AUGGCUGCUACAACUGCCACCGUCACUCAACACACUCCCAUGAGCGUUCCUCCAGGAGUCAAAGACCCUUCACGACGAAUCAUCGAAAACCCAGUCGCAGGUGAAGUCGGCGACUUUAUCAAAUACAGCUACGAGACCGAAGGCAAAUACGCUGAAGCAGAAGCAACAUGCGUACCAGGAGGCGGUCCACCGCUACACUACCACAAAAACUUCGCAGAGAUCUUCACGGCCAUUGAGGGCGAUCUCCUGCUUUAUACCGGCAGCGACCCAAAAGCUGAACCUCUCCAUCUCCCACCAGGCGAAACGUUCACCGUCCCAAUCGGCACACUCCAUCGAUUCUCAGCGGGUCCAGAAGGUGCAAAGUUCAAGAUCAGAGUCGAACCGGGAGACGAAGGGUUUGAGAAGAGCAUUUACAUUCUCUUUGGGCUCGCAAGGGAUGGACAGCUUGGAAAGGACUGCCUGCCCACGAAUCCGAUUUACACUGCGGUCAUUGGUAGCUUGGGUGGAAUGUACUUCCCAGGUGCGACCGGUGCGCUCCUCAAUGGCGUGACGGCGGUAAUGGCGGCGUAUGCGAGGUGGAGUGGUGUGCAGGAUGAGCUGAUCAAGAAGUAUUGGGAGUAG
Zasmidium cellare ATCC 36951 is the source of this 621-nucleotide messenger RNA. RefSeq lists its product as uncharacterized. The transcript has a single exon. The record is from RefSeq and is a predicted model, not a curated record. The coding region runs from base 1 to 621 and encodes 206 amino acids. Lineage: Eukaryota; Fungi; Ascomycota; Dothideomycetes; Mycosphaerellales; Mycosphaerellaceae.